This is a messenger RNA of Australozyma saopauloensis, 5709 nucleotides long. Its product is annotated as putative ubiquitin-protein ligase. The record is from RefSeq and is a predicted model, not a curated record. Gene Ontology annotation, molecular function: zinc ion binding; ubiquitin protein ligase activity. NCBI's taxonomy places the organism in Eukaryota, Fungi, Ascomycota, Pichiomycetes, Serinales, Metschnikowiaceae. Gene Ontology annotation, biological process: ubiquitin-dependent protein catabolic process via the N-end rule pathway. The transcript has a single exon. The coding region runs from base 1 to 5709 and encodes 1902 amino acids.
AUGAACAACCAGACUCCACUAGAUCCCCCCUACAUCGAGGGCUUGAAGCGGUUUUUGCUUCAUAUGCCGAUGAACAGCAACUAUGAACUAGACGAAGCGUCGAAGAAACUCCUACGAAAAAACCUCUGCCUGGCCAUUUCUUGUGGCGGCCAACACUACCAGAGCCUCUUUCCAAAGCUCUUUGCUGGAGACUUGCCGCUAAACGAAGCGUUGAGGAAACUUGACGAAGAAAUUAAUUGGCUGUUUGCAGAAUACGACACCUGCGUUCCGACUCCGGACAACUUUGUAGCAUCCGCCCAGAAGCCAUUUAGCCACCAACGUGAUCUGCCCUGCGCAAGGGUGUUUCGCAGAGGCGAGCCCAUUUUCAAGUGCUCGACAUGUGCUCUAGAUGAGACAUGUGCUUUGUGUGCCUUCUGUUAUCACCCCGACCAACACCAGGGUCAUGUAAUUAACGUCACAGUGUGUCAGAGAGAAAAUGGUGGUGUCUGUGAUUGCGGAGACCCUGAGGCAUGGGUACAUCAGUUCAAUUGUAGAGAUGGAAAGACACAAGAUUCAGAUUUCGAGGCAGUACGUGAAGUGCCCGAGGACUUCCACCAAGCUUUCGCGCGCACAAUUGAUAUUCUUUUAGAUUACAUCAUCGACGUAAUGUGUCAAAGUGAUUUGCAGUUUGAUUUCCCCUGGGAUAUGUCCUCGAGCCCAAAGAAGUACGCUGCAAGUAAUCCUCUAGAUCCGAAAAAGUACGGAUAUCCCCACGAGAAUUUCGAGCCUUGUGAAUUCGACCAACCCAGCGACAAGUUUAGUCUCAUAGCAUACAACAAUCAAGUUCAUCAUUUCCGUGAUGCAAUACAGCGAAUUCAUCUUGCAAGCAAGAAGCUUCCAGAGUUUGCAGUCAUGGUAGCGGACCAAAUCCAUCGUCAUGGAAGAGCAAGAGUCAUCCAAUCCAGAAACCUGGCUCUUCUUUUCGAGCGCCAGAAAAGUCUUAGCUCAACAGGUCUCAUUUCUUGCAUCAGGAAUGCUAGAGAUGAGUUCAGGGAGAAUAUGUGCCAUGAAAUACUCCUAUGGAUCGGAGGACUUGUCGAAAGAGAUGUAUUCAAAAGCAGUGACAACUUGAAGAACGCACUUUGCCAAUCUUUCUGCUCUCGUUGGGACAAAGGAAUCCCUCACGCUAAUUUCAAUGGGACCCAAGGACCGAAACGCGGUAAACUCGACGCAAAUUUCAACCUUCCGCGCGUCGAGCCAAUCAAUCCAAGUAAUCAAUCCGAUCAAAAAUGGUAUUUCAAUCCCGCCGAAAAAUGGGAUGUACCAUCUGAUUUGAGCGAACAAUGCCAAUACGAUCAAAAUAUACUGGACUACACUUCUCAGUUUUUUCAGGGUUCACGCUUCCAAUACAUGAUAUAUCUUGAUAUCAGAUUUUGGAAAUCAAUUCGAGUCGUUCUUCAUACAAUCUACUCGACCUCACUCAUUACAAAUCUUAAUUACAAAGCUGUUUUCUGCUGCCAGUAUGUGGACAUUUAUCCUGGAAUAGCUGACAUGUUCUUGGCUUUAGAUGGAGAACCCGAAGUGAAUAUAAUGAGCACCUUAUCAACUCAACUUUUCACGUGUCUUUCCAAUUCUACUCGAAUUAUAGAUAGGGGGGAGGCCUCUCGAAUUUUUGCCUCAAUUUUUAAUUUCCUUCGAACAGGCAAUGUACCAUAUAUGGAAACCCCUGUUAAGGACCAGUACAAAAUUUCUUUGACAAGUUUGAAAAACCGGAGAUGGGGUCAAAUUCUAUUUGAUAUUGGUUACAUUUUAGGAAGAGGAAGGGACAAAAAUCUCAUUUUAAAGGACACUUCAAUACCAAUGGUCUGUGAUAUUCUAACCCUAUUUCAAGGCAAACCGGUGAUGAUUCGUGAAAAAGAAAAUCAUAUUGAGUACGAAAGCUCGGACUACACAGCGUUUUUUCAAGCCGUACUGGUGAUCUAUCAAUUUGCCGAGUAUGUAGCACACGCCAUCACUAAUUUAACUCCAGAAUUGAGGCGUGAGACUGCUCUUUAUUCUAUCUCCUACGUUGUACAUCAAUUGAUCUCGAUUGAAAACAAAGAUCUCAUUCAGACGGCUCCAAUUGAUCAUAAUUCAACAGAUUAUGGCUGUGACUUUUCGAGCACAGAAGACUCUCUUGACAGAGCCAGCGCUGGAAAAGAGCUUAAGCAAAGUUUUCUCCACCCCUUGCAUUCUUUGUUGGGAUGGCUCAUUGAAUUCGCACGACUCGAUUCAAAGGACGACUUGUUGCGCGUGAUCAAUGAUGCCAUUGACGGCUUCAGAAGCAAGCACUCUACCUUCCAGUUUGAAAACUUAAAAAUGUCUUUAAUUUACCAAUACCCAAUUCGUACCAUUGUGCUUUCUUCCCAGAUUAAGUCAGGCUACUGGGUGAGAAAUGGUUUCAGCGUCAGAACUCAGUUGCAGCUCUACAAAAGCACGAACUUGAGGGACCAAGGAUAUUUGAGAGAUUUGUUCCUCAUUCAGACUUUCUUGUCAAUUGUCCCACCAGAAAUAAUUGUACCUGACAUUCUCAAACUAUGGUCAUUUUACGAAUGGGCAACAAAUGACCUGAUUAGUCCCAUGAUCUAUGAUGCUGACAUUUUUCCAUACAUGCUUGAGGAAUGCUUGAGCUCUUUUAUACAUAUACUCACAGAGGAUCUAUUUCUCAGAGGGGCCUCAAGUGAUGAGACAACACAGAAGAAGAUCCGCAAUGAGAUUAUUCACAAUUUGUGUUUUGGUCCUAUGUCAUUUUCAAAACUUUGCACUCAAAUUCCUGAGCAUAUUUCGGCCGACAAACGGUUUGAAGUAACCCUAGAAAAGCUAUCUACCUACAAAAAACCAAAGACCGCGAAGGAUACGGGAACUUAUACUCUCAAGGAAAGUUGUCUUGAAGAAAUCAACCCUUUCUACUUCAACUACAAUAUCAACAAAAAAGAUGAUGCUAUAAAGUUUGUCAAGGAAAGACUUCAAUUGACAAGCAAUAAACGCUAUCAUGACAUUGUUAUUGAGCCAAAGGUAAUGUCAAAAGAGAACCUCGGAAUGUAUGGGGGUAUUGGAAAUUUUACUACAUCGCCCUUGUUUGCUGUCUUCCUUAUCAAGAUCCUCCGAUUUGUGAAGAGUGUUGGUGCAAAUAAAAUGGAAGGUUUGAUUGAAACCAUCUUGCACCUCAUUCAUAUAUGUUGCAAAGAAAAAACCAUUACACAUCAUAUUUAUGGAUGUUUCUUUGACCAAUUUUGCCAAAAGUUCACCCAGUUCAAUACUUCAUUAGCUCAGGAGCUCUACCAGUUGCUAGAUAAUGAUACCUUCAAAAGUCAACAUUCCAAGUUAAGGGCUAUUUAUACUUCGUUUGAUCUCAAACAAACCUCAACUUUGAAUACAUUGGCGGGCUCUAUUGAUAAUUUCGAUGUCUCCAAAAUUAUGGUAUGUGCGAGUGACAUGACAUGCGAGAAUGAAGAUGACAGAAAAAAGCGCUUGGCGAAAGGAAGGCAACAAAAAUUGUUGGCUAAAUUCAAGAAGCAACAAUCCCUGUUCCUGAAAAUAAAUUCAGAGCAGUAUGAUGGUAGCGAUACCGAAAUGGCUGAUGCUGAACUGGAGGGAUGGCAGUUUCCCGAGACACAUUGCAUUGUUUGUCAAGAUACUGCGCAAGAGGCUGGCCCAUUUGGCUUACUUACGCAUAUUUCGAAAUCUUCUGAAUUCCGGAAAGUGCCCUUCAACAAUCAGUACUGGUUCCUCAAAGCGUUUUCCGAUAAUAGCAGUCUCAAUGUUCAUCCUGAAUUCGGGCAUAUCCCCGAAAAUGUCACCACGGGAUGGAAAGACUUCAUAACUCGUAUUGAAGAUGAGGCGAUAUUCGGACCAGGUUUCACGGAUCACGAAUGCAUAGAAAGAAAUGUCACUUCUGUUACUUGUGGCCACGGAAUGCAUUUUCUGUGCUAUCUUCAAUAUUUAUCAACUUGCAGACCUCGACUGAGUCAGCUCACACGAAAUCCACCUGAUGUUGUGGAGAAUAGAGAGUUUCUAUGUCCCUUGUGUAAAUCCUUGAACAAUAUGUUCAUUCCAUUGUUGUGGGCAAAUAACAAUAGGUCUAUGAAAGAGUUUGUCGAGAGAGGAAAUGAGGAUGUUGAACUUUCUGAAAUAUCCAUUCUGAGGAAUAUACAUCAAGAUGGUUGGUUCAAACGGUUCAUGGAAAACAAUACGGAUUCAGUCCGGAAAUUUCUGAUCCUCGCACCCUCUUCUAUCGAGAUGUUUAGAUCAAACUCUUUUAUGAGCAGCUCAGACGUUCAAAAUGAUUUCCGACUCUUGAUCACAAACAUGUACAAAUUGUUAGCCAUGCUAAGCUUUCCAGUGGAUUUUGAGAUCGAAAACCCAGUCGUAUUCGUCAACAGCUUAAAAUUCGCGGAAAUUUCUUUGAGAGGUUUAGACACAAAUGACAUAAGUGUUAUCAACCAGCUUUCAAACAAUACAUUGAUCAAUUUAAGAGUCUUCAAUGAAUUCCGACUUACAUUAAUGGAAAUGGAGGUCAACAAUUGGACUACACAACCUACCAACAGUGCUGAAUUUCAUCUCAAGCAGCUAUCGCAUUUGCAAAUGUUGUCAGCUGAUCAUCUUAAUGAGACGAUCCUUUGCGGGGACUUCCUUGAGGUGUUGGUGAAUUGCAUCCCAAUUCGUGUCGCUGGAAUAAGUUUCAACUCAAUUUUGAGAAUUUGCUUCUCUGGCCUUAUCAUUCAGACGGCGAACAUCCUUUUCUCCCAAAUAGUCGCCAACAACUUUUUCGAGAACGAGAAUUUUAAUAUCCUAGAUGUUCCUGUGUCAGAGGUUAUCUCAGAUCGUGAAGCACACGCAGCCAGCUCACUAUUCAUGAAUUUGCAGCAGGCCAAAUCCAGUUCCGUUCGUAACAAUUCCAUCGCGAAUGAUGAGCGGUUUGGUUAUGUGUUUUAUUCGAUGCUUCUCAAAUCCGUCACCCCCUUCCUAAGACAGGCGUUGAUAUAUGUUUAUGUUUGUUGUGCUGAUGUUGAGGGAGUUGAUUUCUCAAACACAGAUAUGAUCUUCGAGGCAGAUCAGAUUUGCCAGAUCUUGAACAUUCCAACAUUGAAUUCAAUGCUUACGGUUAUGACAGCCAACAAUUCUUCCCAAACUGAAGAAAAUCAUAUGAUGCAGAGUUUCUUGACAUUUCUCAAAAAUUCGGAAGAGCCAGAGGAUCCUCUCAUUAAAACCUCUCUCGAUUAUCCAGGUCAUGUGAGACUAAUCAAUCUUCCAACCCGUUUGGACCGGUUCUUUACAGAAUAUUACUACCUGGAAAAGUAUCAAAACCCACAUCUAACUAUCGAGAACCCCGCAUUAUGCAUGUAUUGUGCUUCUGUUGUUGAUGUGCAAAAAGGUGCAAUUGACUCAACAUAUGGGCAAUGUAGUGCGCAUUUUGCAAGUGAAUGCAAUAAUAGUGUUGGAAUAUUUCUUUUGCCGAAGGAGAGAAGUCUUGUGUUGUUGCAUAGAAAUGGUGGCUCAUUUUUCGAUGCACCUUACCUUGAUCAGCAUGGUGAAUUAUCAGGAGAAAACAAGAAAGGUAAGACUGCGCAUCUACUGAAAGAACGAUACGAAGAUUUCACAAGAAACAUGUGGCUCAUGCAUAAUAUACCGAACUACAUAGCUAGAAGAUUGGAUAGCACUAUUGACGCUGGAGGUUGGGAAACUCUCUAG